This is a messenger RNA of Folsomia candida, 662 nucleotides long. RefSeq lists its product as uncharacterized. The transcript is spliced from 2 exons. Bases 97 to 447 code for a protein of 116 amino acids. The record is from RefSeq and is a predicted model, not a curated record. Lineage: Eukaryota; Metazoa; Arthropoda; Collembola; Entomobryomorpha; Isotomidae.
CACUUUCUUUAAUUCCAACGAGCAAGGCACAAUUAAAUAUUCGUAAAGACACUAUACUCCGGGUAGGUGAUAGCUUGGUUUUUACAGUUCUCCUCCAUGUAUGUUUGGUGCAUGGUGUCCGUAAUAAUCGGGGGGUUUGCUGGCCCCACAAAAGUUUUCGGCGCUCCAUCCCGUAGUAACACCUCCACGGUCACUUCGCCCAGGGACGACUGGGCUGAAGGGCUGCAGCUUGCAAACGCUACCACCAAAGCGUACAAAGCUCUUCAAGGCCAAACCGAUAAUCUGGUGAAGGAAGACGCCAACCAACUUUUGGAGUCAUCCCUCCUCCUCUUUAAUGGAAAUACAACAAGUCUGCGAGAUAACGGGACACGAUUUCAAACGGCCAUUGACAAAUUGGAGGACACCACCAUUCGUUUGGGAACAAAACAGGGAGACAUCGGCACAUGAAUUACGACAGACCUGCGACCAGCCAUUGGAACAAUACGAUCCGACAUUAAUAAAUAUUCACAAAAUGUAAAUACAUAUCGUUCUGACCUUAUUGGAAUGGAACACCGCCUAAUAAAGAGGUUUGAGAAACUGGAGAUAAGACUGGGUACGAAGGUGGACAGCGUAAAUGAGAAGCUGGGCACCGUGGAUAAGAAGCUGGACAGCGUAAUUUCGAA